UUCCCACUUGAAGGAAAGACGAAAUCAGACCAGCAAUCAACUUUGCUUUUAAUUACAGCAGAGUUACAAAUGUGUGUAUGGGUAUGACAAUGAUUAUGAAAGAAACAUUAGCCAAAGAGAAACAGAGUCACUCAUCAGGAUGGUACUUCAGUAAUUUGAAGGGAUACAGAGACAAGGUACAGUUACUUUGUUGAGCGUGAAGUUAGGGAGGUGUGCCAGGCCAAUCAAAGAUCCCCCUUGUCGUUUAUAAGCAGCCAGUUCUCAACUCUAAUCUACGUACAGAUACAACAGUACUAGUGACUGUAUUCCAUGGUACAUACAUACAGCCUACUAAUCACAUAUUAACCCGUAACCAAACGCUCCUUUAAUAUGCAGUGAGGCACACAUGCUAGUAUCUGUUUAUGGGUGCUGCUAGUGUCCUUUUCUGCCUCCUAUUCCCUUUUCUUUCUCCACUGCAAUUGGGUGUUUUUUUUUUCUUUCACUUUUGACUUUGAUACCCAUUUGCCCAUUUCCCUAUCUUUUUACUCUCUUAAUCUCUUUUAAGCUUGGCCAAAAGCUAAUUUGUUUGCAAUUUUAUCUAUUACUAAUCCAUAAACCCUCACAAGCCGCACCAUUAAAGUUUAGUUUUUCAGAGGGCAAAAGAAAUUUCCCCUCAAAAGAACUAAUGGUAUUCUUAGAAAAAGCUUCCGUCUUUUUACUUGGACCUAAUCACACAGAUCUGUAACCUUGAACUUCAUUUUUUUUAAAAGAUGAAACCUGACUGCACUGUUCACUGAUAUAAAUUUCCUUUUUUUUUUUUUUUACUCCUGUUUGGUUUCGAAUUUUGGUUUGGUGCUAUGAGGCGAAGAUGAUCACCCAGUUGUCUCUACUCGUAAAAAGCUUCUCUUUUGUUUCAGUUUAUCUGUAAGCUUAUAAAGCUCACACCUUUUUGAAUAUAGAGCUAGCUCCGUGUGUGGGCAUUGUGUACUGAAGCAAAGAUGAUUCAGUUGUUAUUUUUGGUUCUUUUUGCUGAGGGCAUUGUCGCAUUAUUAUUACUAGUAAAGAUUGGGCCCUUGAGAGAGCUGGUGAUCAAGAGUUUGGAUCAGUUGAAGAUGGGAAAAGGUCCAGCUACAGUGAAAACUAUUGCUAGUACCAUGUCUGUGAUUCUCCUAUCAAGCCUUAUGAGCAUUAUUAAGAUCCAAAACAAGGGUGCAAAGCUUGGUACUAUGUCACCUAUGGAUCAAGUUCUAUGGAGAACCCACUUGCUUGAAGCGUCACUCAUAGGGUUCACCCUGUUUCUUGGGUUCAUAAUUGAUCGUAUGCACCAUUAUCUUACAAAGCUUAUUGGAUUGAGGAUUAACAUUGGGUCUUCGAAAGAGGAAGUUGAAAGGCUUCAGAAAGAGAAAAUGCAGCUUAAAGAGAAGGAAGAUAAAUCUUCCAUGGAAAUAGAGCAACUAAGGAAACAAGUUUCUACUCUAUCGGAGAAUUUGGAGAAGCUUAAGUUGGAAAAUGAACAGAAGGACAAGCAGAUUGAAACUGCAGAGGCCCAUGUUGUAUCCCUUCAGAAACAAUCUGCCGACCUGUUACUAGAAUACGACCGUCUUUUGGAAGACAACCAAAAUCUUCAGGCUCAAGGUCUGGGAUACAAGAGCUGAGGGUAUUUGUAAGUUGCUGAAUAAGUCGGGCUUUGUGAAGUAGUUCUGUGUUCCAGCCGUGUUGCAGAACAAAUGUCCUUGAUUUCACAGAAAAUGGCAAUGGCUAUUGGUUGAUGCAUCUUCAUUGGUUAAAAGGAGGCGCUAGCGAUGUUUCUCAGAAAAGGAAAUGGGUUAACUUGACCGGGAUGGAAAUUUUGUAAUUUUGCUUCAAUCUAGAUUCUUUGGCUCAUUUUUCUUUGUUUUCAGUUGUUGAUAGUGACUUAUCUUUCCAUAUAGCUUUCUCCUACUGAUAUAGGUUUGUGAUUUAGGUUGUUAAUGGGAUGGGAUCCAUAUUUUUCAAACAGGGAGUGGAUAGUUGGAAGAAUUGGAACUGUUCCUAAAUGUAAUGUUCUUCCCAUUUCUUUCUGUGCC
Messenger RNA from Ricinus communis (castor bean), 2045 nucleotides. Its product is annotated as B-cell receptor-associated protein 31. NCBI's taxonomy places the organism in Eukaryota, Viridiplantae, Streptophyta, Magnoliopsida, Malpighiales, Euphorbiaceae. The transcript is spliced from 2 exons. Bases 978 to 1634 code for a protein of 218 amino acids. Gene Ontology annotation, biological process: endoplasmic reticulum to Golgi vesicle-mediated transport; intracellular protein transport. The record is from RefSeq and is a predicted model, not a curated record. Gene Ontology annotation, cellular component: endoplasmic reticulum membrane; endoplasmic reticulum.